Molecule: messenger RNA, 1303 nt
Organism: Babesia bovis T2Bo
Lineage: Eukaryota; Apicomplexa; Aconoidasida; Piroplasmida; Babesiidae
Product: RNA recognition motif domain containing protein
Exons: 1
Coding region: 44-1273 (409 amino acids)
Cellular component (GO): U2AF complex; U2-type prespliceosome; commitment complex
Molecular function (GO): pre-mRNA 3'-splice site binding; poly-pyrimidine tract binding
Source: RefSeq, a predicted model, not a curated record
GUUGCUUUUAAUACGUAACAACAGUUCUCUCCAUAUUAAAGUAAUGUCAAUGAAGGAUUAUAAUGAAGACACAUUCCAGAGGUAUCCCACGGACCAAAGAAGGGAUACUGACUCAUAUAAUGAACGCAGCAGACACGCUGACCGGUACGAUACACGACGUGAUAAAGUAGAUAAAGGUAUUAAAAGGAGUAGGUCAAGAAGCCGCGGUAGAAGGCGUUCGCCAAAUAAGGGUUCCUACCGUGAUAAACAACACGCUUCACGUUCAACGUAUGAUAGGCCCAGAAAAUACGAUAAGCAGCGUAAAGAUGAUAAUAAGACUGCAGAAUGUACUUCGGAAACUGAUUUCGUUACACUAAAUCCGAAUUUAUCGCCCAGUCAUGCUAGGUCUCGCGCUGCGGAACGCCGUAGAAGGAAAACACAAGCUGACUGUAUCAGACGUGCUGGAGGUUUCCAAAAGUUAGCUGAUCAAGAAGGACAUGAAACAGUGCGACUUUUUUGGGAUGGAUUUCAGUGGGUAGCCAAAACUGGCCAAGCAGCCAUGAUGAUGAAUGCAGAUUCUGCUUUAAUGAACUCCACACGCAAAUUGAGAAGGCUCUAUUUUGGAAAUUUGCCGGUAGCAUCUGGACUUACAGAAAAUGCCUUCCAAAAUAUUAUAUGGAAUGAAAUGAGGACCAGAAACUUUUGUAAUGAUCCAAAUGUUUCUCCUGUACUGUAUGUCUGGUUCGCCAAAGAUAAAGGUAACUACGGGUUUGUAGAGUUUGCAACUGUUGAAGAGACUGAAAGGGCACUUACCAUGGACGGUAUGAACUGCAUGGGUGCUCAAUUACGUGUUUCCCGACCCAAUGACUACUCAACAACUGCUACUAGGCAAGUUAUACCAGGAAUCGCCACGCAGAACAUUGUCCCUCUGGAUGCAUUCACUGGGAGCUGCCUCAGAGUUGUGCAAAUAGUGUUGCCCGAAAGUGUGCAAACUGAAGUUGAAUAUCUUGAUGUAUUAGACGACGUCAAGGAGGCUUUCGAAAAGCAUGGUAAGGUUAAAACUUGUGCCAUCGUCACCCCUAGACACAAGGACAUAGCCCCCAACCUUAAACCAGGUGAUGUUAUCGUAGAAUUUGUUGACAGGGAAUCACUAUUGGCAUGUGUACAGAACAUGCAACAUCGCAAAUAUGAAAAAAGAGAGAUACAGUUCCUCCCUAUGGAUGAAGAAGAUUAUAGACAUGUUGCAGAACCCCUCAUACUAGAUCUUGAGGCCUUAGAAAAGGAAGCAGACUGAACUACAAUACGAUACCGGAGGGCUUAGUUA